This is a messenger RNA of Bombyx mori (domestic silkworm), 3171 nucleotides long. RefSeq lists its product as uncharacterized. NCBI's taxonomy places the organism in Eukaryota, Metazoa, Arthropoda, Insecta, Lepidoptera, Bombycidae. The coding region runs from base 1440 to 2294 and encodes 284 amino acids. The transcript has 5 exons. The record is from RefSeq and is a predicted model, not a curated record.
UUUUGUUAUUUUUUUUAGAAAAGAUCCAUUGUGUUGAACAAUUAAUAUAAGGUAGUUGAGGAUCGGGUAGACACCAUCCCGCCUAUUUUUGCCACGAAGCCCUCAUGCAUUUUUGUUUAAAGGGUUAUCGUUAUAAAAUAGAUACCCCAAGCACUGUGCUUAGUGCGAGUUUUUUAAAGUUCUCGAUAGCGUAAAAGUUAACUCAUAUUUGUAUGAAAUGGGAUCGUUUGCAUACGUUUGCCGCUAGGGGCGCUGUUUCAACUGCGUACAAAAUUGGCUUAACUUUUACGCUAUCGAGAACGUUAAGAAACACGCACUAAGCACACUGGUCACCAUUCUCGCCGAACCAGUCACUAGUGACGAAAGGCUCGGCAAGUAAAUUAACCCAUAGGCAAAGCCCACUGAGUUUCUCGCCGAUCUUCUGAGUGGGUCGCGUUUCGGAUCCGGUGGCAGAUUCUGCGAAACACUGCUCUUGCUAGGGCUAGUGUUAGCAACUUCGUCAGGUUAGAGCCCCGUGAGCUGACCUACUUGUUAGGGUUACGCUGAAAUGGCCUCCCAAAGCCAGCUUAGGUAGGAAAGAAAAGUGGGAUUUCGACCUCAUGUCUCAAGACAAGGUGCAUUCAAUUUGUGUAUUCUAUGAGCUCCGGGACCACGUAACAUCAGGUAGGACGUGAACAUGUUGGCCCAUAUAAUCAAUAAAAAAUUAAAGCUUAGUAACCGAUGAAUAUACCUAGGUAACGUGCGAUGGUAGGUAACUAAUUUGUUAGUUACGUCAGAGAUUUUUUACCAUAGGUAGAUAUAUCAGCUAAUUUAGAAAUUCAUAACAAGAUAGAUCAAUAUUAUCUUUUAGGUGAACUUUCAAAAUUAAAAUAGUAUCGACUUGACUAUAUAAAAUUUAUUUUUACUGAAUUUGUCCGAUUUGAUCCACCGUAAACCCCGGACAUACCGUUACGAAAUACCAUUCAGGUCGAAGUACUCAUUGCAUUGUAAUAACUUAUACUCUCAUUGCACUGUGAUACUUAUAUAACUGUAGUAAUUUUAUAUUUUUAACGAGUUAUGUCGCCGGAAAAAUUGUUUGCGCCGCAGAUAUACGCGGCACAUUACUUUCAAGUACACCCUAUUUAUGAUUAUGCCUUUACAAAUGUUGUCUCAUUUUUUUUACACGUUAUUAGUGUUGAAGUCGUUCGUAACUUAAUUUAUCACGUGCUUUAUGCAUGUUCUCUAGACGUCAUAAGACAGACGCGAAAACCGUACAGUUCAUGACCGCAACGAAUGCGAAUACACAUUAUCGCAGACAGGUACCUACCCACGGCUCUGAGCUACCGCACGUUAUUAUAAUACCUACAACUUAUCAUCAAGAAGCUUAUUCAUUUGUAAACGUACACUCAAUGCACUAGUGGUUAUUUCGGUAUACUUAUUUAAGUAAUAAUUUUAUUGUAAUGGCACACACGAAACCAGAAAUCCGACUUGCUACAUAUAUGUGUCCGUCCCAUCCGGUACAAUUGUACGAAUUGAUUCAGGACCUGCUAGAGGAAACAUUGGACUGCUAUACGAGUUUAAUUUAUGAGAGCCGAAAUCCUGGCCCCUUUCCAGACAGACCAGACCCUUUCGGCACUGACAAGGUGGAUAUAGCAUUCAUGACUGUUGCUGCUUAUAUGAAGCUUCGAAAUGAUAACAAUGCUUUCAUCGACCUACUGCCGGUGACACCAGUUUUUGCCCAUCAAAUGAACGUUGAAAACAAACCAGGAUAUUUCUCAGACAUAAUCAUUCACCGUGAUAAGAAGGCACACAACGUCAAUACACUUUUGGAUUUACGUGGGUGUACGUUCGCCUACAGCGAUGAUGAAUCUCUUAGCGGAAGCAAAAUUAUUCUUAAAACAUUAAAAGAAAAAGGUGAAAAUGCGUCUUUCUUCGGGUCAUUAUUGAGAUCUGGAUCGCAUUUGGCAUCAGCUCAAAUGGUAUUAUCAAAACAAGCAGAAUGGGCUGCAGUAGAUUCAACAACACUACUUUACACAAAAAAGUACAUGUUUGAAGGUGGUAAAGAUAUAAUUACCCUGGAGACGUUGGGUCGACUUCCGCCUUAUCCUAUUGUUGCGAAAGCAGAUCUUAGAGCGGAGGUGAAGCAAGCUAUAGUCAAAGCUUUUCUGAAUUUACCUCAUACUAGUGAAUGGAAAAAUAAAUUUGCAAAAUUUGGUAUACUCAAAUUUGUUCAUAAUAGUGAUGUCGCUUACGAUGGGCAGGUUGCACAGAUGUGGGCCUGCCAGAGCGAAAAACUCAACGUUAGGUAUUAUUAGGAUUUUGUUAUUCAUUUCAUUACUGUACAUUCUCUAUAUCUUGUAUGUUGAUUAUACUCCUAAGUAAUGUUAUGUUUGCCUAAUUUAAGUUUAUUUUUGAGGAUGUUUAUAAUGCAAAUACAAUACUUUUUUGGAAGAAUGCCUUAUUUAUUUUUUCUGUGGCUUCCGAAUUAUAAAUUUCAUAGUUAUAACAUUUUUAUUUGUAUGACUGGUUCCUUUGAUUAUUCCUUGAGAUAUUUGAAUAACUCCAAGAUCUUUUGGAUCUUUUUGAGAUUUACUUUGACUCAAAUUUUCCUGUAAUUUAAAAUUAUUUUUCUUUACUACAUGAUUUAAAAUGAACUUACAUGCUAAUGCACAACAUGACCAGUUUCAAUGAUGUUCUUUUUAAUUUAAACUAGGUAAUAUUAAUAAAACAUAUCAUAUAUUAUGAUAUGAUGUCAAUAUAUUGAGAUAUUAUAUUCGUGAUUUAAUACUAAAAAUAAAUAAAAUAUUAACUUCUAUACAGUUUUAGCUAAAAAACAUUAAAAAACUAGGUGACGACUAAAAAUUGGUUUAAAUUUCAUCAAUUUCAACUUUCACAGCUUCAAUUCACAAUAUUAUUGAUGAUUGAUAGUGUGAAUCUUGAAUGCAAGUUGUAAUAUUUUUAAUCAUUUAACUCUAUAUAACAAAAAAUAUCAACACUAUCUAUUUCUACAUUUAAAUUAUUUUAAUAUGUAACUACAAUAAUAGUAGCUGAAUAAGAUGGGCACUAAACAAUUCCUCCUCCAUUGAUAUAAGCAAUCUCUUCUUCUGAGAGUGGUUGUCUCUUGUAACGUGCUGGUAGGUCUAUGUCUGGUAUAGCACCAGUACUCAUUGCUGCAGCAGGCUGGCUUUGCAC